Prunus armeniaca (apricot) is the source of this 285-nucleotide messenger RNA. The record is from the annotation of a GenBank genome assembly. Lineage: Eukaryota; Viridiplantae; Streptophyta; Magnoliopsida; Rosales; Rosaceae.
AUGAGUUCAGAAGCUGUGUACUCAAGGAAGAUGGCUCCAGGUAUGUCGUCACGUCUUUAUACGUAUUACAGUUUUGGAUUGGGUUGCGAUAAUCCUGCUGAUCCAUCUUCUAAACCUCACGGCGGUGCUAAAAGGAGGUCGCUUGGGCUUCAUGAUGCAUCUUCAGAUGAUCUUUCUUUGGGAAAUAUGUGGGCGAUACUCGAUGCAGAUUUUAGCAGCCCAGGUAAGAUAACUUAUUCCCCUCCCAAUAUCUCUACAUGCAUUGGUGGAUGGUCUAUGCUGUAA